CCCCCUUAAUGUUUAUAGUUAGAGGUAUUAUGCCCCUCAUUGGGAGUGUUUGUUGGUAGUGUUUACAGUUGAGUUGUUAUUUAUGAUUGCCCUCUCGUUGGAGACUGGCUGGUGGUAAGGUAACACUGCCACCAGCUGCCAAUGUUACCUUAUUACCUACAUCCCUAUAUGGUGACCCUCACUUGCCAUGCCAGCCGUUUUAAAACUGCACAACCAUCAUAUAAUGGGCCAAUGUUUUACAGUCGAAAUUUCGAUAUCAAUUUUAGAGUCACUUUGUGGAAGAGUAUGACCCUACAAUUGAAGACUCGUAUCGGAAACAGUGUGUCAUUGAUGAUGAGGUUGCCGUGCUCGACAUCCUGGAUACCGCUGGACAGGAAGAGUUCAGUGCCAUGAGAGAACAGUACAUGCAUACAGGAGAGGGAUUUCUAUUAGUAUAUUCCAUCAUCGACAGAAAUAGCUUCGAAGAAAUCCCGAAAUUCUACCGGCAAAUACUCAGGGUGAAGGACAGGCCUGAAUUUCCGAUGGUACUGGUGGCAAACAAGGCAGAUCUAGAGGGAGAGAGAGUCGUGUCCGGACCAGACGGAGAAGGACUUGCUGCAGAACUAAAGAUCAAAUAUGUGGAGACGAGUGCAAAACACCGUAUCCAUGUCGACAAGGCAUUCCACGACCUCGUCCGCGUAAUUCGACAGGCUCAGAAACCGACGCCCGUCAAAACAAAGAAGAAGAAAAAAACUUGUAAUAUCCUCUAAAUUUUGAUCACCCCUCGUGCACUAGAGAACUUAUUUUAAUUAGAAUACAUUGUUUUCAUUCUUUCACUAUUAUUAUCCUAUAGUCCUAAUCCUAUAAUUUUUUUGUUAUAGGCUUGAGUCUUGCACAAGUAAUUUUUGUGUCGCCCACAUGCACAUGCAUUCACAAAUUACACUUUUUUUGAGCAGCUUUCACAGAUAUUUUGAGCAGUCAGUGAAUUGUCGAUUUCUUAUUUUUCCGUCUCUGAAGAGUAGAAAUUUUUUUAAAAAUAUCUUUUUGUGUUGGGUGUGUAUUAACAAUAUUGUGUGAAUGUAAAAAGUAAAGUCUAUAGUCUUUUUCUAAGAACGAUUAAAGCGACAGCUAUCCCAGCUGCUGCUGUCAGUAAAACUGCCGAUAUUUUGACUAAUUUCCAUUCCCAUUCUGUCAUACGUCCAUCCCCUGAUUCUCUCAGUCCGUAAUCGGCAUAGCUACCUUCCGAUGAAUCUGUUACCGAGCGUUGAACUGGAAUCGGAUAUGGCUCGUUGUUGGUGGGUGUGGUCUUUUGGUUGUCAUGGAUACCACUACCGGGUUCCACAGUGGGUGGAUUAUCAGUGGGCAAUGCUGCUGUCUGGUGGUUGUCGUGGAAACCGCCACCGUUUUGUUGCACAGUAGGCGGAGACUUGGAGGAUUGAUUAGAAUGUGUGUCGUUAGGAGUGGGUGUGGUUACAAUUUGACCACCCCCACCAGCAAUCUUCCUAUCUUCACUCCUACUUCUCGACGCCCUAGAUACGAGUCCGGAAGGUCUGGAAGAAGUUUCCUCAAACUUUGCUCUGCUGGUGAGUGGGGAAGAGGGUACCGGUGAUGCUGGGUCGCCAACCAGUCUUAUUGAAGAAGACGAUUGUCGUCUGUAGUCAGAGGACGAUGUAGUCGAAGACACCGAGGUUGCUUGGCUACUGGUGCUGUCGAGUGGGCGUGGCCUCUUUCUCAUUGAUGGGAGAGUGAAGACGGAGGGGGAGGAGGGACUGCCGCUGGAACGGUCUGCGGACAUGCGUUUCCUCGGGGAUGGAAUGGAGACGGGUGACGUUGGACUCAGAAUGGAACUGCAGAUGGAGGGGAGGGAAGAGACCCGACUCAGCGAUGCUCUAUUCAGGGAAAAUUCAGUCUCCAUGUCACCAGAGUCACUGGUGGUCGAGAAGAGAACCUCUACACUGAUGACUCGACGGAGACCACGCCCAAUGGGCGGAGUUAUCUCCUGGACGGGCCAGAGGAAUAGCUGUGAGCCCAUUUCCAUCCCCGGGACAGUGGGAGGAGCUUCUUGGGGGUGUGGUCUGUCGUCAUGGUCACAAACCUGUCUUUCAACAACACCCCCAACAUCCUGAAAACACCAACUAUGAA
Molecule: messenger RNA, 2121 nt
Organism: Geodia barretti
Lineage: Eukaryota; Metazoa; Porifera; Demospongiae; Tetractinellida; Geodiidae
Source: the annotation of a GenBank genome assembly